CGCAACAAGAAGCAACGCAGUAGCCAAUCACGUUACAACUUUGAAAACUGAGACAUUGAUUGGUUCCCGAAUUAGAAUAACAGGAGCACGUCCUUAUGUAGGAGUCAUAUCGCGACUUGCAAAGAUGUGUGUUAAACAGUGGGAAUUUAUUACGGUUGUAAAUAUUGCAUCACAAAUUGAGUAAAAGAUUGAUAUCAGCCAUGGAAUUUGCUUAUGUAUUUGUGCACUCGAUGAAGAAAAAGUAUUUAAGUAUACCAAUUACUGACCUCCGAAACUUCAGUAUUGAAGAAUAUGAAGCUGAUUCCAAAAGAAAAGAAAGAAUAUAUCGUUUGAUAUUGGAAAAUGGUAAAAAGGUUAACUGCCAAGUUCUGUCUAUUGCAGGUAAAUAUCAACAUAUACUGAUCUAAAUAAGCAAUUAUCGUCAAAAAGACAAACAGUUCUCAAAUUGAGAAAAUCGCUACUUGAUAUCAGUACAUCAUUGGACACAUCAAGUGAGAAACAAAAAACAUGUAAUGCCACAAAAUAAAACCGGAAAGUAGGAAAUAUUAAACAUUAACUAUUCUUUGUAUGGUUCACGUGUCAUUUUCACAUAGAUUUGUGUUGCAAUUUAAGCUUCUUAAAAUUGAAUAAACAAAAGAGACAUGAUGCUUCAAAAGAAACAAGUACUGAAAUUCUGAAAGCUUAUAUGAAUGCAUCUAAAGGAGAAAUAGGAGAAAAAGGACAAGAAAGAACUGAAGGAUCUUCUAUGUGUUGAUGAAGAUAAAAGUACAAAACAUGCAUAUGGUGAAACAACAUCGUUAUCAAGUGAUGAAAAUGAAUAUAUAAAAAAAGAAAAAUGAAUGUCGAAAAUUUUACGCCAGUUUUAUCAUGGACUUCGACACUACAAAAAGCAAAAAGAAACACGUAUACCAGCGUAUCUAAUGCAAAGGAAGUGGAACAGGAAAUUGACGGUAUCGAGCAUUCAAAUUUACAGUCACCACAGACAGAAACAAUUGUUGCAGAAGUUUCCGAUUUGACACCAUUAACUGAAGCAACAGCGAAGCAACUAAUUGCUUUAUUAAACGUUGUGAUAGGGCAAGGAAAACUGCCUUUGAUGAAUGGCUGCAACAUAAAUAAGGAAGAAUCAAACAUAGAAGCAAUUGGCCAAGAUAUCCACUUAGGUCACAACAUUUCAGUGACAAAAACAGCGUAUGAAGAAAUACAAAGAGUUAAAGAGCCUAGUAAAUUUGUUACAAAUCUUGCUUAUGCUGUGUGAGGAUACAAAACAUUAUGUUCUCGGGCUGUGAGACAGCAAAGUAACUGUGCUCGUAAAGUGUUAACUCCUAAGAAAAAAGAGAUUAUUUAUAAUCAUUUUGCAAAAUGGUUAACAAGAAGGGGUUACAGUCAGAACUUAAUAAGUGAGCAACUUGAACAUGUUAAUACUUAUUUAGGCAGAGCAAUAUCUGGCGCAAUGAAGCAUGAAGGAAUAAUUGCGUCUGUAAAGAAAAACUUACCUAUGGCACUAACAGAAACAAGUAAUACAAAAAUGUUAGAAUGUGGUACAACGAGCGCAGAAGAUUCUGAUAUAAAUUAAAAUUAUAUGCAUACAGUUCAGUCAUUUUGUGCCCUGCAAUAAAUGGAGUUGCAAAAAUCGAAAAUACACAAAUUGGUUAGUUUAGCAGAUUAUUAAUAUUUAAUGUAGCAUUAAUUUUUUACGAUUUUUACGAUUUUAUAAGUUCUAAAUGUUUUGCGUAUAAGCUGUAACAGAUACAAUACCUUAUUAUUUAAUUUACUUGAACAGUUAAUUUCAAAAUAGUAGAUUUCUGUUACUUAUAAAACUGUGGAAAACAAAUUUCUAUUAUAUUUGAAACAGUC
Harpegnathos saltator (Jerdon's jumping ant) is the source of this 1854-nucleotide messenger RNA. RefSeq lists its product as uncharacterized. The coding region runs from base 836 to 1255 and encodes 139 amino acids. The record is from RefSeq and is a predicted model, not a curated record. The transcript has 8 exons. NCBI's taxonomy places the organism in Eukaryota, Metazoa, Arthropoda, Insecta, Hymenoptera, Formicidae.